Molecule: messenger RNA, 728 nt
Organism: Sorex fumeus (smoky shrew)
Lineage: Eukaryota; Metazoa; Chordata; Mammalia; Eulipotyphla; Soricidae
Product: cytochrome c oxidase assembly protein COX16 homolog, mitochondrial
Exons: 4
Coding region: 167-487 (106 amino acids)
Biological process (GO): mitochondrial respiratory chain complex IV assembly
Cellular component (GO): mitochondrial inner membrane
Source: RefSeq, a predicted model, not a curated record
GCUCUGGCCUGGCGGAGGCCUAUCCGGCAGGACAGUUCCCAGUUCGCUCCGCUAAGCGAAGCAGGUGAGUUUAGGACGUCCUUACGGGCCACGGCGCAGGAGCAGCUGAGAUCCUGGCGGCCGCGCUGGACCUCUGCGACUGAGCGACCGGUCGCGUGGAAGAGUCAUGUCUGCGCACUCCUUGGUGCGCGCCCUGCGCAAGAACAAGACCCUUCGCUACGGAGUCCCUAUGUUUUUGCUGAUUAUUGGUGGUUCUUUUGGUCUUCGUGAGUUUUCACAAAUCCGUUAUGAUGCUGUCAAGAUUAAAGUUGAUCCUGAAUUAGAAAAAAAAUUGAAAAUGUCUAACGUAUCUUUGGAAUCAGAGUAUGAGAAAAUAAAGGACUCCACUUUUGAAGACUGGAAGAAUAUACGAGGACCCAGACCUUGGGAAGAUCCUGACCUCCUCCAGGGACGAAAUCCAGAAAUUCUGAAGACUAAAACAGCUUGACUGUGUUGAUUAUUUUAUUUUAAUUUUUAAAUAAAAAUGUUAACUGGAAUUCUCACUAUAGACGGCUGUUCACUAGGAAGAAAAUUUCAUUCCAACAGAAGCCUGACUAUGAGUUAUCUGAUGGCAAAUACUUUUAAUUUUAUCAGGUGUAAGUUUUUAUACUCCUUAUCUUCUCUCUGUAAAUAAAAGUGACCAUCUAGACUGCCAAUAUUUUAUUCUGGUCAAUAAACUGUGAAUAUUA